AAAAGGAACCCCAGACUUCGAGGAAGGUGAAGAAGAAGAAGAAGGUCAGAGUACUUGAUGUGACUGAUCUAAAGAUAGUUGGCAAAGGAGCCAAAGGAGGAGCAAAUGCAAAACCCCAGAGAAGUUUAGUAAGAGGGGGGAACAAGUGAUUGAGCCUUCAGGGUGAAUAACAAGUCAUGCAAGAACAAGAGUUAAGCCGGACAAGAGAGCACUGUUCAGCACAAGAGAGAGAGGGCGAGGGUAGGCUGCAGAAGCAGAGAUAAGCAGUCCACAGCAAAAUUAGUCUACAGAGAAAGAGGGGUUGACACCGGACUGAAGGGAGAUCAAGGUUGACUCAAGUCUUUGCUGCCUCUAACCUGAUUAGGGAGAAUAGUAGCGGCAGUGGAGGCGAGCCGGGAGACCCGAUCAACCGAAAGUGAGAGCCGGCAAGAGUAAAAAGAAAAAGAAUUACAAGAGGACGCUCGGUGAAAGAAGCCUCUUAAAUCUGGGAGCUGGAAUUAGAGCCGUAGGAACUGCAGAGGGAAAGCCACAAAACCACAGUGAAGAUGCCCACAAAUGGGAACCGUCCUUUGAAGCUGCAGUUUGGUCUAAUCAAUCACGAGGGUCGCUACCUUACUGCUGAGACCUUUGGCUUUAAGGUGAAUGCAUCAGCUCCCAGUCUGAAGAAAAAGCAGAUAUGGACUCUAGAGCAGGACUCCCAGGACAGCCAGGUGGUCUAUUUACGCAGUCACCUGGGACGUUACCUGGCCUCCAACAAGGACGGCAAAGUCACCUGUGAGGCAGAUGGCCACAAUUCAGACUGCCGCUUCCUCAUCGUGGCUCAGUCAGAUGGUCGCUGGGCGCUGCAGUCUGAGCAGUACCUCCGCUUCUUUGGCGGCUCUCGGGACUACCUGUCCUGCUUUGCCCAGGUGAUCACAGAUGCAGAGCUGUGGGCAGUGCACCUGGCUCUGCAUCCCCAGGCCAACCUGCUGUCUGUGGCCCGUAAGCGUUAUGCCCACCUCUCUAUGGAGGAUGGGGAAAUUGCUGUGGAUCUGAACAUUCCCUGGGGUGUGGCAGCGCUCCUGACCCUUGUCUACCAGGAAGGAAAGUAUUGCCUAAAGACCUGUGACAGCCGGUUCCUCGGCAAUGAUGGAAAGCUCUUAAUGGAGAGUGGGAGAGCCACAGCAUACACGUUGGAGCUGAAGUGUGGGAAGCUGGCCUUCAAAGACUGUGAGGGGAAGUAUUUGUCUCCCAUGGGUCCUACAGGGACCCUGAGGUCCGGACGAUGUUCAAAGCCAGGCAAAGAUGAACUAUUUGACCUGGAGGAGAGCCACCCUCAAGUAGUUCUGACAGCAGCCAAUGGGCGAUAUGUCUCCAUAAGACAAGGAGUGAGCCUUGCAGCCAAUCAGGAAGAUGAGACAGACAUGGAGACGUUUCAGAUGGAGAUUGACAAGGAAACCAAGAAGUGCACGUUCCGCACCAGCCAAGGGAACUGCUGGGCUCUGGUGGCUCAUGGAGGCGUCCAGUGUACUGCAACUGAAGUGUCAGCAAACACCAUGUUCUCAGUGGAGUGGCUUGGCCACAAGGUGGCACUAAAAGCCAGCAAUGGCAAAUACAUCUGUACCAAGAAAAACGGCCAGUUAGUCGCUGUCAGUGACUCCAUCGGGGAUGAUGAACAGUUCACUCUGAAACUCAUCAACCGACCCAUGCUUAUCCUUAGAGGAGAGAAUGGAUUCAUCUGCCACCACAGAAACUCGAACACACUGGAUGCCAGCAGAUCUGUCUAUGACAUUUUCACUCUGCAAUUCAGCAAUGGAGCCUACCAUAUUAAAGGUGCUGAUGGCCGGUUCUGGUACGUGAACAGUGCCGGGCUGGUGUGUUCAGAUGGCGAAGCCCCUGAGGAUUUCACUCUGGAGCUCCUUGAGCACGGUCGUCUCGCCAUCCGUGGCAAGAAUGGCAAAUACCUGCGUGGAGACCAGGGAGGCACACUUAAGGGAGAUGGACUCAGUCUGAGCAACUCAGCCCUCUGGGAGUACUAAUACAAACCAAUAUUAGUCCAAACCUGAGUCCUAGCUCAUCUCAUUGUUGGCAUUAAGUGCUUAAUGUGAAUCUAAAUCACUGUUAUUCUUUUUCCUGUUGCAAAGAGCAUUCAGAGAGGCUCACAUAGCUAGGUGAGCAAAGACAGGACUGCAUAUAUGUAUAUUAGGCCAAGAGAAUCUCAAUGAAGUGAACAGUGUUUUGAGUGAGGAUUUUAACAAUUAGUGUUAAUGAACACUUAAUGUUUUCACAGAUUUAGUUAUUAGUAUGACAUAACAUAACAUAACAUAAAAUAACAUAACAUAACAUAACAACAUAACAUAAAAUAACAUAACAUAACAUAACAUAACAUAACAACAUAACAUAACAUAACAUAACAUAACAACAUAACAUAACAUAACAUAAAAUAACAUAACAUAACAUGACAUCCUUUAUGUAUAUUCAUCAUAUCAUCUUUGGUUCUGUGUAUAUCUUUUUUGCCUUUUUACCACUAAAAACAAGUAUUACAUGAGCAAGCCAGUAAAGUUGUAGUGUGGGCAUGUAAUGGUACCUUUCACUCAUUAGGUCAAGUGACACAGGGUGCCAUUUGAGACAGACGUAGUCACCAUUAGAGGUGAUGUCACCAUCUAGGCGGGUGAAGUCAUGCCUGGUACUACUGUCUGAGGUUAUUAGGAGAUGAGAGUGACAAGGUUUCAAAUAGUUGCCUGUAGGAACAGAGAAAGACUGUACCCAAGACUCGUGCUUGGAGUGUGUUUUCUUUUUCUUUUGUGAACACAGAGAUUUUUAAAAAUGCAUAUCUUGCAUUAUUUUGUUUAAGUAAAAAUGCUUUUAUCAAAAUAAAGGAACUAAGGAUAUCAUAAAAAGCUGAAAAUAUGCUUCCUUCCCAUUAAUGUCACAAAAUUAGCAGUACUACAUCUUGUGAGCGUGCCAUAGGAGUUAAUAACACAAUGACCAUUUUCAAAGUGUUUCCUCGUGGAUUUAUGAUGGACAUUAUUUCAUUCUGACUACAUGUAAACAAUGCAGCUGGAAGCUUAUUAUCUACAUGCAACUUCUGUGUUAGCAGGGGAUUAUGAACUCACUCAAUAUACACUCGCCAGCCACAUCAUUAGGUACAUCUGAUCAAGUGCUAAAUAGCUGAAAUUAAGAAGUCAAAGACUGCACUUAACAUGUGUGUUUUGAAGAAGUCGGUUGAUUGGGGGGGCUGAUGAGGAGGAUGUGAAAGACCAACAGUUGGCAGAAAAUGACCUAAUCAGCCAAUCACAUGGCAGAAACUCAGUGCUUUCGGGCACACUAGACAACCUGCUGAAGUUCAAACUCAGCAUCAGAAUAAUAAAGAAAGGUAAUUGAAGCUACUUUGAACAUUGUAUGGUUAUCGGUGCCAGACAAGGUGGGAUCAGAGGAGAAACUCAUAGGAAACAGUAACUCAAAUAGCCAACUCGUUACAAACAAUGUAUGCAGAAGGGCAUCUCUGAACACCUCACAUGGUGAAGCAGAUGUACUAUGGUGGCAGAAGACAACACUGGGUGCCACUCCUGUCACCUACAAGCCAGAAACUGAAGCUACAAUGCAGACGGGCUCACCAAAAUUGGACGACAGAAGACAGGAAAAAUGUUGCCUGGUCUGAUGAGUCUUGAAUUCUCCUGUAUCAGUGGUUCAGACUGCUGUAUGGCCCCCAGAUCUCAAUUCAAUAUAACACCUUUAGGAUGUGGUGGAAUGGCAGAUUCACAUCAUGGAUGUGCAACCUGCAUAUCUGCAGCAAGUGUGUGAUGCUAUCAUAACUAUGGACCAGCACCUUGCUGAAUCUUUGCCACAAAGCUAUAAAGACAAUUCAAGGGUACCAUAACCCAGUACUAGCAAGUUAUACCUAAUAAAGUGGCUGGUCAGUCUAUAAUCAAGUUCACCACUGAUGUUUGAUAUUGUGGCCUGAGAGACAGAAUGUAUAAAAGUCAGAAAGUAGACUUUUGUUUUCUUGGGAGAUUCAUCUUUGUGGAGAUUUCAAGAUUUCGAGGGGUUAAACUGUUGAAUGUCUUAUAAUCAGCUCUUGCGUUUGCUGUUAAAAUCAUUUACAUUUUGUUGGAUCAAAUUUAGCAAUUUUGUUCUUCAUCAUCACCUACUAUUCUCAAAGCCGGUGCUGUGUUUGGAUGCACCUUGGCUGCCAUAGUGAAAGAGUUUGGCAGCAAGGAACAGAGCUCACCUGCUGCUGCUUUAGGCGUGUUGAGGUUAUUAGCUUUCACACAUCACACCACGAUGGCAGCAGAAAAUACCAUCAGUUUUUGCAACAGCAAUGGUUGCUGAAAUUAUGGCACAUUUGUCAGGUGCUUACUGGCUUUCUCCUCCUAAAUAUCCUUCUCACUCUUUUUCAGUCCCUUCUUAAUAACAGUGAUUGUUAUUUUGACAAGAAUGAAAAUGCCCCGGCGAGACUGCCCAAGCUACUGACUGCUGUCACUGUUUCUAUGUUCUGCUCUAAAUU
Messenger RNA from Oreochromis aureus, 4486 nucleotides. It is a transcript of the gene fscn2b, whose product is annotated as fascin actin-bundling protein 2b, retinal. Gene Ontology annotation, molecular function: protein-macromolecule adaptor activity; actin filament binding. Lineage: Eukaryota; Metazoa; Chordata; Actinopteri; Cichliformes; Cichlidae. The coding region runs from base 546 to 2018 and encodes 490 amino acids. The record is from RefSeq and is a predicted model, not a curated record. Gene Ontology annotation, cellular component: actin cytoskeleton; cytoplasm. Gene Ontology annotation, biological process: actin filament bundle assembly; cell migration; establishment or maintenance of cell polarity. The transcript has 7 exons.